Messenger RNA from Galleria mellonella (greater wax moth), 5754 nucleotides. It is a transcript of the gene Snx21, whose product is annotated as sorting nexin-20. Gene Ontology annotation, biological process: protein transport. The transcript is spliced from 4 exons. Gene Ontology annotation, molecular function: phosphatidylinositol phosphate binding. Gene Ontology annotation, cellular component: early endosome membrane. The record is from RefSeq and is a predicted model, not a curated record. Lineage: Eukaryota; Metazoa; Arthropoda; Insecta; Lepidoptera; Pyralidae. Bases 158 to 928 code for a protein of 256 amino acids.
AUGUCAUUUUCCUUCUUCAUUCUUGUAGGUAAAUAAAACAUUAAAACGUCUAUUAUAAACAAAGAGAGUAAUCGCUAAUACUUGUAUGUAAAAAUAAAUAUCUUGCACGUAUUAUAAUUUUUAUAUCUAUCGGUAUUGGUAGUGUAAGAGAAACAGUAUGUUGAAGUUUGAAAUAGUUUCCUCGCGAACUGUAGAGGGUGACGAGAAGAAAUUUGUUGCAUACAUGUUGCAAGCAAGGCGAGACAACAAAGAAUCCAAAGUUUAUGAGUUAUACGAUCCAGAUCCAGCAAAUGUAGAACGUAGAUACACCCAUUUUUUGGAUCUUUAUAAUGGAUUGAAGAAAGAAUGUCCAGUUUUGUUAAACAAUGUAUCAUUUCCUAGAAAGAUGAUGGUUGGGAAUUUUGACCCCAACUUAAUAUCAACUCGAUGUGCAGCUUUUGAAAUAUUGCUAGACUUAAUAUCUAAUGAGUCCAGACUGAGGGACUCCCCGGCAGCCAUUUCUUUUUUUCAAGAUAUUGAAUUAAUUGAAGCAAAACGAUUAAUGAAUGAGGAAAAAUUUGACCAAGCACUGUCAGUGCUGGAAACAAGUUUCAAAUUAUUGAAUAAGGUAUAUACAGAUAGGUCACGUGUAGUAUUGAGUGCGCUUUGUCGCAUUGUCGCCUGCGCGGGGGCCAGUGGCGGAGCCCUAGCAGGUCCAGUGGAGCGGUGGGCACAACUUGCUCUGCGACGCUAUGAAGCAGUCAGUGAUUCUGAUUUGCUUCUCAUAUAUAUUCCUUUACUGCAUACUUGUAUCUCUAUAUGGGAAACACUUGGCAGAGAUAAAUCAAAGUUGGUGGAUGAACUGAAUGAUCUCCGCAAGCGAGGUAUGAAAGUGGACUCGGUGCCCAGCCUGAUGGAAGCAGUGGACAAUUUAAACACAGCUGUAUAACAAUGAUUAGUAAAUUUAAAACCAGUCAAGUGCUUUAAUUUGCUUGCUUAACACUGACUAAUGAAGACUAAAGAUUAAGAUAUUUAAUUGUAAGGAAAAAUCUUUUUCACAAUUUGAUAAUGACUAGUAUGAUCUGUAGUCAAAAUUCAUCUAAAAUCAUGCCUAUUUGCUUUAUCUAUGAUCCAUUUUGAUGCUAUAAAAUUCUCAUUCUUUAUCAUUUAUAACAAAUACUAAACAUAUGAUAAUUUUUUGUGUUUAUUAUGACAGAUAUUAGUAGCUUGUAUGUUUUCUUUAAUAUUAUUUAAGGUAUAAAACAACUGCUUCUGUUCAACUAUUCAAAUGCUUGAACCAUAAAGCAUUAAUUAUAAGACUUGGACAUUGUAAUCUCAUAUUUUAGUUGUUUAGCAGUAACUAAAUUAUUAUAAACAUUAAUAUAUUUUCGAUGUUUAUCUUACAUUAUACAUUAUUAUAUGUGGUUUUAUACAUCCACAUUUAUGUUAUUAUAAUAGAAAGAUGGAAGACAUUAUUGUGAUAUAGUUUCUUUAGUUGACAUUUAUAGCUAUUAUUAGGAUUAAUCCAUUAUACUUUAAAAUUACUUUAUUUAUUAUAUAUACAUAUUAUACUUUGUUACGAUGUCACAAAACAAAAAAGAAAUUGAAUCAGCGCCUUUAAGAUUUUGAAUAUUUUACUGAUUUAGGUGUUAUUUUGCGGAAGUCCAUAUCACCGGUUAGUCGAUUAGAAUUAUUUUGUUUAAAUCUACUAUAAUUUAAGCAUGCGAUUGCCUACAUUUAAUGGUUGACAGCUAUUAUUAUUAGUAGAAGUUCUACGACCUUCAAUAUUAGUCAUCAAUCUCUGACCUUUAUUCAGUCCACGCACAUGUUGCGACACGUGUUUCAUCUCUAAACGAAGCAUUUUCAGGUAAAUUAAUAGAUCGCUACUUGGAGCCUAGUGUUGACCCUGAACGAUCAGUGAUUGAAGACUAGUGAAAGUCAUAGAACUUCUAUUUAUAAUAAUAGUAAUCGAUCUUUAAAUGUUGGCACCCACAUAAAUCAGCUAACUAGUUCAAGACGGGCCAAUUUUUGAUUAUUUGUAGUUUAUAAAAUUUAGAUUGCAUUCUAAAUUACGACGUUCAUUAAUCUCCUUCUUAAUCUUGCAAGUUAAAUGGACAUUAAAUCUGCCAACUGCAUAAUUGAUUUGCGAUUCUAGGAAGAUUAUAUAUAUAUAUAUAUAUAUAUAUAUAUAUAUAUAUAUAUAUAUAUAUAUAUAUAUAUAUAUAUAUAUAUAUAUAUAUAUAUAUAUAUAAGAGAUAAUCAUAUCACUGAAAGAGUAGGUAACUUGUCAAUUUCAUAGUGAGAGAAUAAUAUUUAUUACAACUGUUACUCCAUUCUGAAUAAUUCUUGUAUGGCUACUUGUAGUAUAUGAUUCAAAGAUCCUAAAUAUUAGGUUGUAAUUUUUUAUCCUCCUGAUAGUUCGAUUUUACAGGAUGCAAACUAGCAAAUCUCAGCCAUCUGCAUUAUGUAUGUUCACCAAGGAAGCUAUAUUAUCAGUUAAAAUUUUUCCUCAAACAUUUUUUCAAACAUCAUUACGUCUAUUGACUAACUAAAUCACUAUUGACUAACUAAAUUACUAUUGACUAAGUAAAUUACUAAUGGCUCGAUUUGUCAGGAGAUUAAAAUUUUCAAUCUUAAUAGAAAUUUACAUUGGGUCAAUUACUGACUUCAAACCAGACAGGAUAGUGUUGAUUUUAAAGAUUAUGACAGCACUGACUCCAAGGUUCUCUUUGGAUGUAUUUAGUGUUAGUCUGGUAACAGUAGUAGUAGUUUUGAUGCCGAUACUAACGUCUGCAACUAACCCAAUCUAAAUUUGCCUUAAUCUGAGAUCCUUUUUUUGUAAAUGGUGUAGUUUUUCUAGUCCCUUUUUUGAUAUUGUUUUUUUUUUUUUUUUAAUAUUUUAAUCAAAUUUGAUAAGACUAUUUUAAAUCCAUCUAAUUAUAAAAGAAAGUAAUGAUGUAUAAAUAUUGGCUAAAAUGUAUUGAUUCUACUUUUUAUUAUUUAUAACUAAUCAAUUAAUAUAAGUUAUUUUAUAAUAAUAUCGUUUUCAAGUUUACGGGUGUCUUAUUUUGUUAUAAUUUUUGUGUAAAAUAGAAUAUUUAAGCAUUAUUAAAUAACUUGUUUGAACGAGACGUCGAGCUUGCUUGUAAUGCCACUAUUAGUUUUUUUUUUGGAGGCAUAUUAUACUAUCAAAUAAGAUAGAGGAUUAUUAGAAACUAUUGACACACCUUUAACAGUAAACAUUUUUACAGUGUUUUCGCUAAACAUUCAUGAAGUAUUAUAUAUUACUUAGACAUGAUUAUUGAGGGUUUAUACCAAAUUAUUACAUGGUAUGCUACAUUUAUAGACUAUGAUUAAUGUCUGGACAACUGUUUCCACUAAAAUCCAUUGUGUUGAAAACACAAUAUGUAUUGCGACGUGCAUUUUAGUUGUAAAAACUUACUACAUAAAGUUAAAAUACCUUGUAUACCAUACAAGGUACUGUAAUUUUGUUUAUAAAUAUUGUAUUUAUCACAAUUUUUUAAAGAUAUCUUCAUGACUAUCAUCACAACUAGACAGGUUGUGAUGAUCGUUCGCUGUUGAACAUAGUUCUCCCUCGUAUUCUACUGUAAAGUACGAACCUGCGAUACUUGCAACCAGCGACUCCCUGCAAUACUUUUGAUAUCGCCAGUACUUUUAUAAGUAUGUUAUGCCUUAUACUUAUAAUUUAUACAGUAUAUACUUGAAGUGUAAGAAUUUUUAGCGCACUUAUUAUAUGACUACACUGACAAGUAAUGAUGUUUCCUUUUUAGUUCAUAACACAUAUUAUGUUCAGGAAUAUAAGUACUAAACAGUUUUAAAACAAUCUAAUACCUAAUAAACUUGAUAGAAUUAUUAGAUAUUUAGGUUACCUACUGUGUAAACGUGUGCAAUAUUUUAUAAUGGGCAAUUAUUUUAAUUGUAUUAUUCUCAGUUAACAUCUCUAUAAUACUUUAUAUCUUAGAAUAAUAUUCUAGAUAAGUUUAUCAUUAUGUUAUUUUAUGUAGAUUCUGUCAUCCGUAUAAGAAUUGUUUUUAAUGAUAUUUGCAUGAUAUUGUGAUUUAUCAUAUUUGUAGGAAUGACUAAUCACAAGAGUUUAUCAAAUACACAUAUAACGCGGUCCUGAUAGAAAAGAGCAUAAGUUAGGCACAAAUUUAGUAAUGUUUGUUGUUUUUCUUUUUUAUUUGGGAUCAUUUGUGUUAUUUACUAAAUUAUAACAGUAGGUAAAUAUUCAAUUACAGUUGUUCAAUAUUGACUUUAUGUUGUUGUUUUGUUUCUAAAUUAAUAAGUCAGUAUUAUUUUGUAUGAGCUACAGUCGUACACAAUAAUUCAAUAAUUAUUUUAAUGAGUUAUUGCCUACAUAUGCGUAUUCAUAUGUAAUCACAGAUGAUGUUAAAAAAAUAUUAACUCCGAAGUAAUCAAGAACCAACGUCUUCUAUUUAUUUGUAGAAAAAACCGCCAUUCGCAUUGACUUUACAAAUUCAAUAUGCUUUUUCUUUUUAAGGGUACUCAAUAUUAUUAAUUUUGUUAUGUACUUUGGUAAUUUAAAUGGGUUUUAUAGGGUUAACUCGUUAUAUUAUGGAAAUACUUUUUUUUACAUUGCUAUGGUAGGCAGUUGGAAAAAAAUUACAUCAAAUAUCGUAAUGUUAUACUUGAAGGAUAUACGUUAAUAUCAGUUGAUGUUAGGUAUUGUAUACACUGCUAAAUAUAAAAUGAUUUCAUCCUUAACAUACAAAGGAAGGAGAAUAAAUGCAUUAUGUAUUUAAACGUUAUAACAUACAUACAUAUCUGUCACGCCUGUCUCCCAUUAGGGUAGGCAGAAACAAUGGAAUGCCAAAUGCUUCGAUUCAAACAAAUCUCUUUCGCUAACCAUAAAUAAUUCUGUUAAAUAAGGUCGUACUAAAAUUUGUACCUGUAAUGGUUGAAAAGCUAUUUGAGAAUUACCUUUACAACGGCGCUAUUUUGUAUAAAUAAUUAUCAUGCUGUCAUGUCAUUAGUAGUUUUGUAAGUCACAGCGUAAUGUUCUCUGUAGCAGUACUUCAAACCUCUUUAUAGCAUCGCCUACAAUUCAUACGAAUCUCUAAGCUACAUUAAUCAUUUUACAUAAAAAAAAUAUUUUGCUAUUUGUUAUAGACAGUAAAUAAAUCAAACAUAAGCUAGUCCUGAUGUGUCAGUUAAAUUUUAUCACCUAUAGGUAUGAAUCACAAAUCAUUAAUUGCAAUACAAUUCGCGUAAACAAGUAGUAAAUAAUUUCGUGUACUUUCAACUAGGUACGUUAUCUUCAUACCUAUGAGAAAGAAUGAGACACCAAUAUCCGGGCAUAACGCCCGUUACUUAUAAUUUAAAUUCAGUAAUCAAUUUUGUGAAUGUAAACAAUAAAGUUCAUUUCAUCUUAAUAAAAUUGCCCUCGCUAGACAAGUGGUAAACUGUCGAUAGAUACGUUUUCAUUAGUGCACAUAUUUGAAAGAACGACGCCAUACAUUGUUAUCGUUCUAUAUUAUAUAUGCGGCAGCGAUAACAUACCUAUCGGUAAAAUCCUAUGCGCGUUUUGUUGCCGAAACGAAAACGUAUUACACUCGUAGAAAUUGAACUACUUGUUACAGACACCGAUAUUUGUAUAAGUGAAUGAAAUAUAGGUACUUUCUAGUGUGCCAUCUAAGCGGACAUUCUAUAUCUAAUCCAAACAUAUUAACCAUAAGGUGACUGAUAUUUUAUACAUUUUGUAGUUGUAUAGAAAUAAAGCUUAUAUUUCAAAUG